Messenger RNA from Patiria miniata (bat star), 4029 nucleotides. RefSeq names its product pyrokinin-1 receptor-like. NCBI's taxonomy places the organism in Eukaryota, Metazoa, Echinodermata, Asteroidea, Valvatida, Asterinidae. Gene Ontology annotation, cellular component: membrane. The coding region runs from base 457 to 2340 and encodes 627 amino acids. Gene Ontology annotation, biological process: G protein-coupled receptor signaling pathway. Gene Ontology annotation, molecular function: G protein-coupled receptor activity; peptide binding. The record is from RefSeq and is a predicted model, not a curated record. The transcript has 2 exons.
CAGCCGGUCCACUUCGGUUGUCGUUUCACGCAUCCGUGCUUUCCCAACAUCUUGAAUAUUUUUUUCGUCUUCACCUUGUGGUUAUUUUUUUUUCUGUUGCACUCAGAAUCGUUCAUCGGCAUCUUCGUCACCAACCACGCGCACGCAGCACGUACGUGCAGGAACGUACAGCAAAAGAAGCACGGCACAUCGUACAUUGCAUGUAAGCGCUCUGUGUGCGCAGUGCUAGUAGCUCGCUGCUUGUGUGUGGUCGUCAUUCAGCGAACAGACAGACAUCUGAAAGGUUGCUCUUAAAGAUGCUGCGUCAUACUCACCAACUUCCCCUGCUAUCCUCCACUUUAUGAGAAGACUCGCUGAUUUGUCACGACCAGAACAUUCCGUCUGGAGUAUUCGGUACUUGGUGAUUGUGAAUAUUAACGAUUUAAUAGAGAAUUCGUCAAGUUUUGAAGACGGAAAAUGGACAUCGAGAUCAACAGAGAGGAGAUUUCGAAUGCCAGCAUGGACACCAACAACUCCAGCUCCAUGGUUGACCUGUAUGUCUUACAUCCGGUCAAGGACAUCCUGAUUGCGACCUUUGUCCCCGUGUUCGUCAUUAGUCUGACCGGUAACCUCUUGGUCAUCUACGUCAUUGUGCGCAACCGCAGUAUGCACACUGUCACCAACUUCUUCCUGCUGAACCUGGCUGUCUCCGAUCUCCUGGUGACGCUCUGUUGUAUCAUCCCCACCCUGAUGUACUUCAUUCAAGUCUCCUGGACGUUGGGGGCGUUCAUCUGCAAAGCUCACAAGGCAACCAUCACCAUGACGACCACAGCUUCGGUGUUUAUGCUGACUGCCAUCUCCAUGGAGCGCUACAUCGUCAUCCUGUACCCCUUUCAGACCAAGAGGGUUCUGACAGUCCAGCGUCUGGUUGGCGUCGUGGGGGUGAUCUGGUGGCUGAGUAUCAUCAUCAGCCUACCCAUGUUCUUAUCCUACGACCUGGUUCCCGCCUACGAGGAGAACGUCUACUGCGGGGCCCACUACCACUUUGUAGAAAAUGGCGCCCAAGCUCACGGGAUUGUCAUGGUGGUUGUCUGCUACUUGGUGCCAUUGCUGAUCAUGCUGGUGCUGUAUACGAGAAUCGGUAAGGGUCUGUGGCAGCGAAGCCGAACAGGCAACGGCCCUCUUACUGCCCUACCAGGGCAAGGCAGCAAAAAGACCAAAGCUUAUCUGAAAGUGACCUACAAAGGGAAUAAAGCUGUCUCGAGCGUGGAAGACAAAAGCCCCGUGCCUCCUGAGGAAGGUCUGAGGAUACACAUCGGUCGACAGAUCUCCCCACCCCCUGGGGACAGCACCAGUGGUUACAGUGACAGUGAGGACACACCUCGGAGAACGUUGCUCCGUCAUAACAACAACAGUGAGCCAAUGAGUUCAAGCAGCAGCAGCGACGCCCCAGAUAAGAUUGGCCCCUUCUUUGUCGACUACCCGGACGAAACCGAGAUCCUGCAAACUGAAACCGAGGAAUCGAAUAACACGACGGUGCUGUGGAACUCCUGCAACGACAUACUGCUGUGCUCCGGCGCCGGCGGCGACAAAUCGAUACCGACUCGCGAAGACGCGCUCAGAAUCGAAACCGAGAAACCCGGUAGCGACUCCAACGGAAUCGGAUCCCAUCGGGAAAUCUCGAAAUCCGAGACUGUGCUGAACUCUCAUCAGACUACAUCAAACGGUGGUGAUCAUAGCCCAAGCGCCGGCGACGGUAGAGGAGCCUCAGGCAAUUCAGAUACCGACAAAGAGCCUUCUCAGUAUCUGAACCCUGGGAGGAUUUGCGGUGGUGUCAAGUCUCGCCUGAAUAGCAAGUCUGAAGGGGAUAAGCGGCCGGUGAAUCGGAAGUACGAGCCGGCGGCGGUCAGCGCGCAGGGCUCGCCAGGCUACCCCCGGGCUAACCCCCACGCCGUCUCCCGCCAAUGCAUGAAGAAGACUCCCAGUAAGCGCAAGAAGAACGCCGAAGCCGUCAUUCAAGCCCGACGCAAGGUCAUCCGUCUCCUGGUCAUCAUGGUGGUCUGCUUCGCUCUCUGUCUUUUCCCGCUCCAACUCAUGUUUGUCUGGAGCAUUUUUGCCGUCUUCAGUGACCAGACCGUAGCGGGCGCCCUAAUCACAGCUUUCACCUAUCUCGCCUACUUCUUAAACAGCGCCAUCAAUCCGUUCCUCUACGCCUUCCUCUCGGACAAUUUCCGCUCCAAGAUGCGCGAGACGCUCCACUGCGGCUCCAGCCGAGCACGCAGGCAAGUCAGCUUGAGGCAGGCCCGACUGAAGAGCGUCACAUCAGACGCUUACACCGAAUCAGAACUCAUGCCUAGCUGACUAUCAUCCAAAUAAACCAAGAACACUUGCUAGUGCGCAAACUGGGUCAAUCUCUGGUCUGGUAUCCACAUUAGUGCCACCCUGACUAAGCCCCGUCUUACCAAUAACUCCCACAAGACACCGAGUAGAAUGUGAUGAGGAACAUCAGCGAUGCAUAUCUUUCCGCAGACGGUGAUUGUUUUAUCAGCUUCUGGGAGGAGUUGGGAGGAUUUUGAAGUGCAGACACUUUGGCCGUCAUCACUUCCCAAUAUAAGAUUUUCUUUGGAUUAUUGGAUUCAGUCCCUAAUCCCGGAUAAUGAUCUGCCAUGCUGUUAUAGCCGUAAGCUGAACAACAGGCUUCUAAGCCAAAAUCCACAUUGGUUUUGAGUCAGGAAAUACGGAUGGGCUUCUUUGAAGGAGACCAAAGACGUAGAAAAUUGAUUCCCGGCGCUCGGACACAAAAUGGCUUCCGUGAAUCAUGUCGCGUGUAUACUGUUAUCACUCUGACGUGCUCUGCUGGCCAAAAAAAUGCAUGUCGGUGAUCACAACUUGUUGUCUAGCAAUGUGAAAGGCGCCCUCUUUCUGUGAAAGUAGGACAGUGUUAAUCUCAGAGCUACCAUGCACAUUAUGGAUUGUUCAUGUGCAUUUGCGACAACAUCAUUUUGGCUCAAACUUUAUGUAAAAACAAAAUUGUCAGCUGCAUUUUUGAACCUUAUUUAAGAUUUGCGUUUUCCUAGGCACGAAACACUCGAUUUAUUCUUUCACAAAUCUUGCCUGGCACUGCCCCCUGGAUUCCAAACACGGAGGAGACACUUUGAACCUCGUCUUGAGAUGCUGUGCUGUGCAUGUCGUCUUCUUUUUCUUCUUUUUCUGAAACCUGUACCCUCAGGCAGAGGCAGGAAGCAGGUCAAGACAACUUGAUUACUAACAAUUACCCUGAAACUUUUAUUCAUCUUCAAAGAAAGCUCUGCAACCAGACUGUUUGACCUCAUAGCAGCUUAAUGCACUCCCGUGGUGUAAACCUAUUAAAGAAUGUUAAAGUAGAUAUCACAGGCUUUUUCAAGAUUUAAACUGGGUGACGUUGGGGGCGCUGUUGCGCUCUUCAAUGUUUUUUUCGGGUAAAGAAGAAAGAUUGAACGUGUUUAUUCUAAUUCUUGCAAUUUUUUGAUGACCUGAAUCAUUCAGUCUUUAUUUUAAGAAAAUAUCAAAGAGAACGGUGAUUUAAUUUAAAACUUUUAUCGUGAAAAAUGGGAAUGACAGCGCCCUCUGCCUUUUUUUUCAGGCGGUACGUUUAGGUUUGCACGAUAAUAAAAAAUAAUUUCCUCACUACGUAUCUUACAGUUCUUUUUUGAGUAAAGUUAUUAGUUUUGAACCGUUCCAUUCACCUUUAAUGAGAUGCACUUCUAUGGGAAAAAAAAUAAACUUUAAAGGCUUGGAAGAAUGAGUCAUAUCCGUAUUGCAAUAAAAAAUGGCCUUCGGGAAAGAGGUUGAGUGACAAAAUGGCUGCCACUCUUGUCGUCUGAUGAAUGACAACUAACUUUUUUUCCCCCUGAACGAAGUCCUUGCAUACCUCCACUUCUAUAACUUAGUAUUAUUUCUUGCCCCAUUCUUUCAUUCGAAAUAAUGUAUCAACUUGUAUGAAAGGAAUAAAGCUCAUUUUUUGUGAAGGGAAAAUCCUCUAAAGAUUUUGAACAGUAGUUUUUUUGUCCA